AUGUCGAACAGCACGAAGCUUGAGGAGACUCUACAGACCAUUCUGACCAAACUCAACAAGCUCGAACAAGGCCAAGCCAGCAUUCAGCAAGAGUAUGGCUCUCUCGGGUCGACCGUGGAGUCAAUCAAUGGCCGCGUCAACGCACUGGCUGGAGUGAAGCAAGCCUCGAACGGCAUUGCCCAUGAUGCUUCCUUUCCAAGUCCAAGACUACGCCCGGAUAGUCCCAAGAUCCCUCCUCAAAAUCAUCAGCAACGAGACAGCAUAAGCUCGAUCGACGGCCACGUCAAGGAGACCAAUGGUCAAGCAGACACUGCGUUAUCUCCACCACCGCGAAGGACGAGUACAACAUCGAAGAUCAUCCUCACCACUCAUCCAGGCCAAGCAGGCGUUGACCCGCUACCGAUGCAAUGGGGCGCAAAGGAUGCCCAGACACGUGGCCCAGUAGUCGUGUCUCGUAACCCUUCCACUUUCCGGCGGCGAAACGCGGUUGGAGCACACGGUGGAUCUUACAGCAUCUACUACGCUCUGGCAGUCGCCUCUAAGCAAAUGGACACUGACCAUAAGCCCGACUACACAAACACAGAGCCAGCAGCAAGCAUAGGUCCGUUCCCUUCCUGGUAUGAUCCGAAGAAGAUCGUAGCCAUGGAUCCGUUGGGUCACUUGGCUCCUUGGCUCUUCAAGGAUAUCAUCAAAGACGACAAUGUCGAGAUUCGUCCAACAAUCGCCGUGACAAAAGCUCACAUGAAAAUCCCGGAGCUCGAAGAAUCUGUCCGCAAAGGCAGGCUCGUACCAGAUGGCAAGAUUUGCAUCAACGAGACAGGAGAGCUCAACGUCACAAAGUUCGCCGUUGAGCCGGUGUGGUAUCUGCCAGGUGUAGCCGAGCGCUUCGGCAUUGAUGAAGGAUCACUCAGACGCUCGUUGUUCGAACACACUGGAGGCAGCUACCCUGAGCUCAUCACUCGUAACGACAUCAAGCUCUUCUUACCACCAAUAGGAGGCCUGACGGUAUACUGCUUCGGUGAUCCUGCAAAGAUGAGCGACCCCAACUCAAAGCUGUCGCUACGUGUCCAUGACGAGUGUAAUGGCUCAGACGUGUUCGGCUCUGACAUCUGCACAUGUCGGCCCUACCUUAUCUUUGGUAUCGAGGAGGCCGUCAAGGAAGCUCAACGAGGUGGUAGCGGGGUGGUCAUCUACUUCCGAAAGGAAGGUCGUGCGUUGGGCGAAGUGACCAAGUACCUGGUGUACAAUGCCAGGAAACGUGGCUCCGAUCGUGCAAGCGAGUACUUCAAGCGCACUGAGAACAUUGCAGGCGUGAAGGAUAUGCGGUUCCAAGCACUGAUGCCAGACAUUCUUCAUUGGCUUGGUAUCACCAAAAUCGAUCGCAUGAUGAGUAUGUCAAACAUGAAGCACGACGCCAUCGUUGAGCAGGGUAUCCCGAUCCAUGAACGAGUACCUAUUCCAGACGAUAUGAUCCCGGAAGACAGUCGGGUCGAGAUUGACGCGAAGAUUCACGCUGGAUACUUUACCACCGGGAAGGUUAUGACAGUGGAAGAACUCAACAACGUAAAAGGGAGGGCCUGGGAAGAUGUCGAUCAUUGA
Messenger RNA from Fulvia fulva, 1599 nucleotides. Its product is annotated as Putative GTP cyclohydrolase URC1. Gene Ontology annotation, biological process: riboflavin biosynthetic process. Lineage: Eukaryota; Fungi; Ascomycota; Dothideomycetes; Mycosphaerellales; Mycosphaerellaceae. Gene Ontology annotation, molecular function: GTP cyclohydrolase II activity. The coding region runs from base 1 to 1599 and encodes 532 amino acids. The transcript has 3 exons. The record is from RefSeq and is a predicted model, not a curated record.